GAGCCGAGAAAGGGAAGGAUUAGUCCGUAACUAAGGAUUGAACGGAUUUGAUCCUUAGCGACGUGUCAUAACCUGAGUGGUCCGGUCGGUUUUCGUCUUUGCUCUAUCAAAAAAAAAAUUAAAACAUUUGCGACCGAAGCCGAGAAAAAAAAAUAGCUCUCGACGAAAGGCGAUUUUUGGCGAUUUCGAUCCGUCCCGAGACCAAGGUUUACGAAGAAUGGGACAAGAUUAUUCAUACAGCCAGUCUUCUUCAUCAGAUGAGUACGACAUAACCUCACUUAUUCAAGCUGAAGCUGAACUGUACGGGGAUGAAGCUGAGAGUAACUACCAUAUUGCUGAGCCGCUUCAAUACCAACCUCAACCCGAGUGUGAUGAAGGAAUCCCGAGGAUAUGCUACUGUGGUGGUGACCCUGUUGGUGCAAUAUCUUCCAUGGCUAAAGAUCCAGGGAGAAGGUACUUCACCUGCCCAAAUGUCGAUGAUGGGGACUGCCACAUUUGGAAAUGGUGGGACGUGGCUAUUACGGAGGAGAUGCGUGAGUUUCAGACACAACUUAGGCAGCUUAAGGAUCAAGGUUUUGAGUGUGAGCAGAAGCUGGUAAAGCUACAGAAGAUUGUCUGUGAGUUAUCUAAGAAAAAAUUGGGGCUUAAUACAAAUGCCUUUGCAAUGGAAGUUUGUCUAGUGGUCCCUGCAGUAGUUUUUUUAGGUUUGGCGGUCAUGUAUCUGUCUGGAAGAGCUUCAAAGAAGUAAAAGCGACAGGCCUACAAAUAUCGCUAAUAUGCUCGGCAUUCGGGAAGAUGUUCACGAUAAGCGUUAACAUCAACGAUUGAAAAAUGAUUUAAUUGAAAA
Messenger RNA from Brassica oleracea var. oleracea, 847 nucleotides. RefSeq lists its product as uncharacterized. Bases 218 to 748 code for a protein of 176 amino acids. Lineage: Eukaryota; Viridiplantae; Streptophyta; Magnoliopsida; Brassicales; Brassicaceae. The transcript has 3 exons. The record is from RefSeq and is a predicted model, not a curated record.